Molecule: messenger RNA, 830 nt
Organism: Fusarium graminearum PH-1
Lineage: Eukaryota; Fungi; Ascomycota; Sordariomycetes; Hypocreales; Nectriaceae
Product: calcineurin subunit B
Exons: 5
Coding region: 134-658 (174 amino acids)
Molecular function (GO): calcium-dependent protein serine/threonine phosphatase regulator activity; calcium ion binding
Source: RefSeq, a predicted model, not a curated record
CACCAAUCUUUGUAUUAACUUGACACAACAGGACAGCUUAUUUUAUAUCUUCUCGACGUCCGCCAUAACAAAGCUUAAUCUCGGCCCGAACAACUUUUACUCGUAUUUUUCGAAUUCGCUUCACGUUGCCACCAUGGGCAACACCACCAGCGCAGUCCUGGACAACCUCGUCCAAGGAUCCAACUUCGACAGAGAGGAAGUUGAUCGUCUGCGAAAGCGAUUCAUGAAACUGGACAAGGACAACUCCGGUACGAUCGAGCGCGAUGAAUUCCUCAGUCUUCCUCAGAUCUCUUCCAACCCUCUGGCAACACGAAUGAUUGCCAUCUUUGACGAGGAUGGUGGUGGUGACGUCGAUUUCCAGGAGUUCGUUACAGGUCUUUCGGCGUUUAGCAGCAAGGGAAAUAAGGAGCAGAAGCUUCAAUUCGCCUUCAAGGUCUACGAUAUUGACCGCGAUGGAUACAUCAGCAACGGAGAGCUUUUCAUUGUCCUCAAGAUGAUGGUUGGCAGCAACCUCAAGGACCAGCAGCUGCAGCAGAUCGUGGACAAGACCAUCAUGGAGGCCGAUCUUGACAAGGAUGGAAAGAUUAGCUUCGAGGAGUUCACCAAGAUGGUGGAAAACACCGAUAUUAGCAUGAGCAUGACUGUUGACCAGUUCUAAACGACCGUCUAUCAGCAAAAGAGUGCGUGGGGGGUUGUGGUAUAAAUGUACAACGUCACUAUGAACUUAAGGCUCAUGGCUGGCUGCAUUCGGGCAUGGAUAGGGUGAGGGGGCUGGAACACCUAGCGAAUCUACAAACACAAUUACAAUUAUGAUCAUGAAUUAACGCCUA